Molecule: messenger RNA, 2532 nt
Organism: Odobenus rosmarus divergens (Pacific walrus)
Lineage: Eukaryota; Metazoa; Chordata; Mammalia; Carnivora; Odobenidae
Gene: BMP5
Product: bone morphogenetic protein 5
Exons: 7
Coding region: 734-2098 (454 amino acids)
Biological process (GO): SMAD protein signal transduction
Cellular component (GO): extracellular region
Molecular function (GO): growth factor activity; cytokine activity
Source: RefSeq, a predicted model, not a curated record
ACUCUUUAGAUCUCCCUUGAAGAGGGCUGGUAUAUUUGUGCCUGCUGGAGGUGGAAUUAACAGUUAGAAGGAGAAAGGGAGUGAAUGGACUUACAGGAAGGUUUUCAAGUAAAUUCAGGGAAACACAUUUACUUGAAUAGUACAACCUUGAGUCUUAUUUUACACUAAGACGACACAAAAGACGUUAAAGUUAUCACCAAGCUGCCGGACAAAUAUAUAUUCCAACACCAAGGUGCAGAUCAGCAUAGAUCUGUGAUUCAGAAAUCAGGAUUUGUCUUGGAAAGAGCUCAAGGGUUGAGAAGAACUCAAGAGCCAGUGAAGAUAACUUUGGGAACUACAGUUUAUCAGAAGAUCAACUUUCGUUGAUUCAAAUACCAAAGGCCUGAUUAGCAUCAAUCUAUAUAGGAAUGCAUAGGUCAUCUGAUCAAAUACUGUUAGCCUUUUUCUGCUACAUCAAUGCAGGAAAAACUCUUACCAACUGUGGAUAAUUGGAAAUCCAAGUUUCAGCUUUCCUAGAAAUAACUACUCUUGACAUAUUCCCAAAUAUUUAAAAUAGGACAGGAAAAAUCAGUGAGGAUGUUAUGUUCAGAAAUGUCACUGUCAUGAAGAAUAGGUAAAUUUGUUUUUUCAGCUACUGGGAAAGCAUACCUCCUAGGAACUUAGUUUUUUUUUUUUUUUUUUUUUUAAGAGGACAAGAAGGACUAAAAAUACCAACUUCUGCUUUUGGACAAAAAUGCAUCUGACUGUAUUUCUACUUAGGAGUAUUGUGGGUUUCCUCUGGAGCUGCUGGGUUCUAGUGGGUUAUGCAAAAGGAGGUUUGGGAGACAAUCAUGUUCACUCCAGUUUUAUUUAUAGAAGACUACGGAACCACGAAAGACGGGAAAUACAGAGGGAAAUUCUCUCUAUCUUGGGUUUGCCUCAUAGACCCAGACCAUUUUCACCUGGAAAACAAGCUUCCUCUGCACCUCUCUUUAUGCUGGACCUAUACAAUGCUAUGGCCAAUGAAGAAAAUCCCGAAGAGUCGGAAUACUCAGUGAGGGCAUCCCUGGCAGGAGAGACCAGAGGAGCGAGAAAAGGAUACCCAGCCUCUCCCAAUGGGUACACUCGUCGCAUACAGUUAUCUCGAACGACUCCUCUGACCACCCAGAGCCCACCUCUAGCCAGCCUCCAGGAUACCAACUUUCUGAAUGAUGCUGACAUGGUCAUGAGCUUUGUCAAUUUAGUUGAAAGAGACAAGGAUUUUUCUCACCAGCGAAGGCAUUACAAAGAAUUCCGGUUUGAUCUGACUCAAAUUCCUCAUGGAGAAGCAGUGACAGCAGCUGAAUUCCGAAUAUACAAGGACCAGAGCAAUAGUCGAUUUGAAAAUGAAACAAUUAAGAUUAGCAUAUAUCAGAUCAUCAAGGAAUACACAAAUAGGGAUGCAGAUCUGUUCCUGUUAGACACAAGAAAAGCCCAAGCUUUAGAUGUGGGUUGGCUUGUCUUUGAUAUCACUGUGACCAGCAAUCAUUGGGUAAUUAAUCCACAGAAUAAUUUGGGUUUACAACUCUGUGCAGAAACGGGAGAUGGACGCAGUAUCAGUGUAAAAUCCGCCGGUCUUGUGGGAAGACAUGGGCCUCAGUCAAAACAACCGUUCAUGGUGGCCUUCUUCAAGGCAAGCGAGGUACUUCUUCGAUCCGUGAGAGCAGCUAACAAACGGAAAAAUCAACACCGCAAUAAAUCCAGCUCUCAUCAGGACUCCUCCAGAAUGUCCAGUGUUGGAGAUUAUAAUACCAGUGAACAAAAACAAGCCUGUAAGAAGCAUGAACUCUAUGUGAGUUUCCGGGAUCUGGGAUGGCAGGACUGGAUUAUAGCACCAGAAGGAUAUGCUGCAUUUUAUUGUGAUGGAGAAUGUUCUUUUCCACUCAAUGCUCACAUGAAUGCCACCAACCAUGCUAUAGUUCAGACUCUGGUUCAUCUGAUGUUUCCUGACCACGUACCAAAGCCUUGUUGUGCUCCAACCAAAUUAAAUGCCAUCUCUGUGCUGUACUUUGAUGACAGCUCCAAUGUCAUUUUGAAAAAAUACAGAAAUAUGGUAGUGCGCUCAUGUGGCUGCCACUGAUGUUAAGUAAUAAUGGUAACAAGAAAAAGUUCUGUAUUAAGGUUUAUGACUAUAAUAAAAAGUAUGCUUUCAGACAAGGGAAUUUCAUAAAAUUAGUCUGGCUCAUUUCAUCUCUGUACCUAUGUACAAUAUUGUGUAUAUAGUCACUUUUAUUUAUUUAAAGGUAUAUAUUCUCCUUUGUGGAUGCCUUAUCAACAAAAUCUAUUUUAUAGGUCUAUCACACAAUAGAUAGCCCAGUGUAACUUUCAAUGGGAUAUGCUAAGUCCAAUUCAAUUCCAUUUCAACAUUUUUUCUAAUACGAUUUUUAUAUAAUUUUCUGAAAUUAGACAGAACUCCUUUGCAUGUUAAUCACUGGUGAAGGAAAUUGAAUGCAUUUGGUUACGUUGUGCCAGUGAAAACUGAUAGGAUAUUUAUUUAGAAAUAAAACUAAAAAA